Molecule: messenger RNA, 4848 nt
Organism: Chara braunii
Lineage: Eukaryota; Viridiplantae; Streptophyta; Charophyceae; Charales; Characeae
Source: the annotation of a GenBank genome assembly
GUGGGGUUAACUGUGAUUAACUGUGGUUAACUUUGAUGACUGGGAGAGGUUAACUAGAGAGUUGGGUUGCCUGGGAUCUAACUCGAGCCACCUGGGAGUUAACCAACCUGAGUUUUCUAAACUCCUAGUCAAUAUCUCUGGAGGUCCACAGAGCCGCUGUAGUAGGCGGGGAGUGGGAACCGGAUAUGCCGAUCUGGCUUAGGAACCGAAGAGCUGUCGGCGGUCACGAACUGGCGGUCGAAGAGUAGUAGCAGCGAUGUUCAUUCAUUCUGCACAACUUCUGUUUUAGAGGAAGUCGAUGUAAUUAGCGACCCAAUUUUGUAAUUAGAAUCCCUGAAAUGAACUUCACAGGCUUCUCUUUUCGUUGUGCCUGGUGCUCUUAGAGAUCUCCUUUGCCCGAUUUGUCUCCACACGUGUGCUUGGUGCCGUGCGCUGUAUUCACAUAGCUACGAUCGAUGGUCCGUUUUUGUGGGCGUAUGACACACUGUGAGGGCAUGAUUCAUACUAGCACUUUCCUACAUGUAUCUGACUGCAAUUACGGCCUGAACUGGAUGAAUCUGACUGCAAUCUUGUCCAGAGCUCAGUAGAAAAAGUCCUACUGUGAGAGUAUGCCCUGCGUGGGGUCUUCUACUUUCCUCUGCAUCGAUGGAUAAUAGAUAUAUAUAUAGCCUGCAGUUGUGAUAGUGAUCUUGUCUUUGCUCUCUGUCAACUUAGCCGCUACAAGCAUCAGAGCCGAUGAGUUUGUCCCUGUUGCGCUCACACUUGUGCAGGGGCAAAGGAGAGAUGGCCAUCCUCACUCUUUUCGUCUCCCUCCUAGCUGUCACUGCCAUCAUCUUCGUUCUUGUGCUUCAUGGGGAUGGCCCGAUCACAAUUGCAGGACUAGGGAACCCCUUUCCGACUGUUGCGGGCCCCCAUAUCCUCCGAUUUCCGCCUCCACCCGAUGACGAUCACAGACAAGAGUUCAGUUUUCACUCACCUAGGCCUAUAAUGGGCAUCAUGCAAGGAAGAGCGCAGGAUGGUGGUGGUUUCGCGGGGCAAGAGCAGGCGUUGCCCUCGGCAUCGCCUGGCGAACCACUCCCCUUUGUAGUUCUACAUGGAAUUAGUGACCAGUGUUCGAACGAUGGGGUGAGUAUGUUCGUCGACACCUUGAAUAGAUACGUUCCUGGUGCCGAUGGACUGUGUUUGCACAUCGGGAACGGAGUCGAAGACUCUUGGCUGAUGCCUAUGCGAAAGCAGGUGGAUAUCGCUUGCAAAUCGAUCAAGCGAACUCCUCGCCUGCGAAACGGUUUCAAUCUCAUCGGCCUUUCUCAGGGCUGUCUUCUUGGUCGCGCAUACAUAGAAUGGUGCACGGAUGGUCCCCCUGUGCACAACUACAUUGCAAUUGCCGGGCCCAAUGCCGGGACUGCUGCAGUCCCGCUGUGCACCGACUUGUUCGUUUGUUACUUUGUGAACCUCUUGCUCCAGCUGGGCAUGUACACAAAGUGGGCUCAGAAUCACGUGGCACCAACCGGGUACGUCAAGAUCCCUAGCGGCAUGAGCAGCUAUCUCCGCGGGUCCCGGUUCCUACCGUACUUGAACAACGAGCAUAGGUACGCGAGAAAGAGGGCAUAUGCUCAUCGAUUUGCGUCACUUAACCGUCUCGUUCUGAUCAUGUUCGAACAGGACCGAGUCAUCAUUCCCAAGGAGACCGCCUGGUUCGGAUGGUACCUUCCCGAAGAUAGCGUGACAAGGGUAGUGCCUGUGAACGAGACCCGGCUGUACAAGGAGGAUCUGAUUGGUCUACGGAGCUUAGACGAGGCUGGGAAAGUUGUCUUUGUAGCGCUUCCCGGCGGCCAUCUUCAGCUUACGCAUGCCGCAAUUCGGGAUUACGUCGUGCCAUACUUGAUAAUGAAUUCGUCGUCUCAUUCGCCACGAUGAUGACCCAGGCGCCGCUCCUGGUCUACGGAACUUGAGAGGAGGCUGGGAAAGUGGUCUUUGUAGCGCUUCCCGGCGGCCAUCUUCAACGUAUGCAUGCUGCUAUUCGGGAUUACGUCAUGCCAUACUUGAUGAUGAAUUCAUCUUCUCAUUCGCCAUGGUGACCCUCUCUGACGCCGGCCCUGGUCUAUGGAACGUAGAGGAGACUGGGAAAGUGGUCUUUGUAGCGCUGCCCAGUGGCCAUCUUCGACUUACGCAUGCCGCAACUCGAGAUUACAUCGUGCCGUACUUGAUGAUGAAUUCAUAAUCUCAUUCACCAUGAUGAUGACCCUGUCAGGCGCCCCCCGUUCCUCUUCUACCGGCGAGGUAUUCGGACAUCUGUUCACAAACCUUCCAUAUCCGUCCGCCUUUGCUUGUACAGCACCAGCAUAGAAUCAGUGACGGAUAUGCCGAUAUGCGUGUCGUCGCAUAGAUCCGAACUUCGGACUCUCGUAGAGAUGGUGUACAUUUGUAAUGUUCUUCUUCGUAGCACAUCGAUCUGCAUGAUGCGCGCGUUGUCUCAUAGAAUGAAAAUGGGGGAAGAGACGAAACGAAAUUCAAUUUGAUUCAACUGAGGAAACACUUACGUUACGACUUUCCUGGAUGUAUUUGACUGGAAUUGCAGCCUCCGUUGGAUGUAUCUGACUGCAAUUACAUCCCGAGCUCAGUCGAAAAGUCCUAGUGUGAGUAACUCAUGACUGUUUCUAAUCCGUAGGACUGGGUCCAAACUCUUUGUGAUCUACUGCUCCUCUUUGUAGCCGACUCUUCUCCCUCCUUUUUUGUUUUUUUUGGUCCUCCGUGCCUGUAAGCUGGUGGGUGAUUUGUCUGCAGAAAUGUGAGCUGGUAAUACCCUAGUUUACAUCGUCAUAGCAAUUCCUUUGAUCAGUAGCCGUGUCACUGCGGCUUGUACCCCCCCUCGCCCCCCACUUUUUCUUUUUUGUCUUUCUUUGGGUGGAUUCAACUGGAUUGUACCGCUUAGUACUCCUUCAGGUUGAUUGUUUGCCUGUGUCGAUAUGAUCUUGCUCCGCUGUCAAAGAUGUGCGUUUUUUUUUUUUUUUUUUUGCAAAAAUGUGUGGUUCUACAUGAAGGAUCAUCGAAGAUGCAUUUUGUUUGUCGUUUUGUUCGUCGUUUUGCUUGUCGUUUUGUUUGUCGUUUUGUUUGUCGUCUUACUUGUCGUUUUGUUUCAUGUCGUUAGGAGGUCGCUGAGGCUCCUCACGGCAAAUCAUAGUACUUAAGGCAGACUCACACUAGGCACUCAAAAUCGCAGAAUCGCAAAAUCAGCGGCCAGAUCCCGUCCUCCGAAUCGGAGAACUCGAUCUGGUCGAUCAUUUUGCUAUUCUCAGUAUUCUGUGAUUUCGAGAGCCUAGUGCGAGUAUACUCUUUACUCCUUUUCAGCCUUUUCAGGUGGCUUAUUUCCUGUGGCCAUACUAUCUCUUAGCUUUAUCUUUAAAAAAAUGUAUCUAACCACAAGGAUGUCUCUGACGCCAAUUACGUCCAGAACCAAGUCACAAAAGUCUUCGUCUGAGUACGCCCUGAGUAUUUUCAGGUCGAUUGUUUCCAAUGUGCCGAUUUGAUCUUUAUCCCUGUGCAACGGAAUUGUGCUGCUGGUGGUACUGAAUACAAUGUACUAUGCAUGCCGCUAUUCAUUUUAAGGAGCCAUCUUACUGAACACGCGGACGGAUGCUACCACUUUGUCCUUUGGAUAUAGAUUCCGUCCCCGUGUAAUCCGUAUCAUCAUCUGAAACUCAGGGCAUAUUCACACCAGCACUUCUUUGAAAUGUAUCUGACCGCAAUUACGGCCAGACCUGGAUGAAUCUGACUGCAAUCAUGUCCAGAGCUUAGUAGAAAAAGUCUUGAGUGUGUGAGUAUGGACCUCGGUCCAGUACUCAACAUUCUACAUGCAUUUGGAAGCCUUCCUGGGCCAGGUGCAUUUGGACGAGUCCAACAUUUUGAAUGUCUCUGGAUGACCGCAAGGUCCAGAUUCUUCAUAUAGUGUUGUGUAGUAGAGCGAGGCCCUAUGUCCUGAGUAUGUGAAAGAUCUCAGAGGAGUUGUGCCACAAGAAGCGAGAGACGUUAAGUGCGAAGUGAUUUUUUUCAACUUUUUCUUUUAACCACCAGUACUUGACCCAGCUAUAGGCUGUGUAAAAAGUAGAAACGUUUCGCGUCGGAUGAAUUUGGCCGCUCCUUCAGUGGCCCGUACAUUUCCUAAAAUCGUGGCUUGUUAACAGACAUGACUUUAGGAAGUACUGGUGGUUUAAGGUUUUACGGACUGUCCAUCGAGCUGGUUGGGCGCGGCGCACACAACAAACAAUAUAGCCGAUCGCCAGAAUGACACAUGGCAUCAUUUCACAGCUGUAGAAAAAGAUUUUUUCGGGAGCAGAUGCUCACCGUCCCCCCUUCAGAUGAUCGUGUGAUGGGGUUCUUCUCAGCAGUCCGCAGCGGGUAUGACAGUACUUUGACAUGGGGUUGAGACACAUUGACGGCGACGGCAACGGCGACGGCGAUGACGACGACGACGACGAUGACGGCGACCAGACGACGGCAACGAUGAUGGCGACGACCAGAUGACGACAACGACAAUGAUGGUGGGAAUGGAAGCAAAGGCACAGCUUAUAGGUACUAAAGUCGCGGGGGAUCAAGGCAGAAACGUUCGGCAGGCUGAGUCGAGGUGGCUUGAAGUGUGAAAACGUUCUGCAGGACGGGCUGUAACUGAGGAAUAGAUUGUGAUGUCUCUAUACAGUGCAAGUGUUUCCACAAAAAAAAAAAAAAAAAAAAAAAAAAAGAUUUAAUCGAAGUGUUUGCCUUGUAUAUUUGGAAUUUGUCCGCAAAGUGGCGGUUGUGUACAAUAUGCUCUUUCAUCUGUCCAUCCAGGGUUAACCCUGGGUAUUACCAUCA